ACGACAGACUCACGAGACGGAAAAAAAGGCCUCCCGCUUGCAGUGGACGCACGCGAUUCUUGAGCAACAAAACCCCUCGGUCACCCAUCCCUUCAGGUUUCUGCUCCAGUGAGGGCAAAACGUCGACUCAAAUCAGCUCGUGAAUUCAGCGGAAAAAAAUGCUGCCGUUGCUUCUGCUGUUGUUUGCCAUCGUUUCCAACGCCUCAGUUUCAGCCCAGAGCCAUGAGUGCGAACGUACAUGCAUUCCUGGAGACAUCAGAACGUGCGCCUAUGAAUUCCACCUGCAAGAAUACCAUACCCUGAGUCGCGCUUGCUUUAAUUGUCCAAGCAACCUGACAGACUGCACCAGACCGGAAUGUAUCGCUGCAGAUGGAGUCCGCAGACCCCUGCUUGCAAUCAAUCGCAUGCUUCCCGGACCAUCGAUCAAUGUAUGCGAAGGCGACCGUGUCGUCGUCGAUGUCUACAACGGACAACUCAGCGACGUCGAGACAAUCCACUUCCAUGGUCAGCACAUGAAAGGGCACCAAUAUUAUGACGGAGCACCUUUUGCCACGCAAUGCCCCAUCGUAGCACCUUUCCGUUAUGACUUCGUCGCCAACAAUCCGGGCACUACCUUCUGGCACUCUCACUCAGGUAUGCAUCGGGCAGAGGCCAUCUACGGUGCCAUGGUUGUACGUCAAGUAGAAGACCCUCAAGAGGGGACUUACGACGUAGACAUCACCGAUCACACACUCAUAGUUCAAGACUGGUUCCACAGGAGCGCUUUGGAGGUCUUCACCAGCAGAAUGCAUGGUCAGACAUUCCCGGUGAUUAACAGCAUCCUCGUCAAUGGGAGAGGAUGGAACACAUAUGCUGAGAAAGAGGGACUGCCGAAAUACGAAAUGCCCCUGACAGUCGUCAACAUGAAGAAGGGUUUGAGACAUCGCGUGCGUCUAAUACAAGCUGGUGGGUCUUGCCCAAUCAUGGUCAGCGUUGACAACCACACAAUGACUGUCAUUGCUUCUGACGCUCAGAACAUUGAGCCUCUGACGGUGACCAGUCUGGUUAUGUACUCAGGUGAAAGGUUUGACGUAGUUAUCGAAACAGACCAAGAGGUGGCCAACUACUGGAUAAGGUUCACUGGAAUACUGGACUGCUUGUUUUCCCAGCCUAUACAAGGAGCAAUCCUUCGUUAUGAAGGCGCGCAUGACCAACUGCCGAAGGAGAUCCUUCUGUUUAAUCCUGAUUAUCCCCCUGGAGUAGUGCUGAAUCCACUGAAUUCUAUCGGAGGCCCUGAACAAUUGACUGUGAUGGACAUGACUGCCCUGGAACCCUAUACUGUGCCCGACGCGGUGGACAAGCAAUUCUAUCUGGCAUUUGACUUCAAAGAAGUCAACAACACUGCUCUGUACAGCGAAGAUUAUUAUCCAUACAGUGGUGUCGAUAGGUCGUGGAAAGUACGAACACCUCAGGUCAAUGGGAUUACAUUCAUCCCCCCAUAUUCUCCACCGUUGUCUCAGCCUGAGGAACCUCAGCCAACCGUUUGCAUCCAUGGAGAGGAUAUUUCCCCUUUCUGUCAAGGAGACUUCUGUUCGUGCUCUUACGUCUUCAACGUCGCCCUUGGGGAGUCGGUCGAGCUGGUCUUGAUCGACGAGGGCACCUUCGGCGUCGAUAACCACCCCUUCCACAUGCACGGGCACAGCUUCAGCGUCGUGGCCAUGGGGAAGGUCGGCGAAGUAACAACAGCUGAAGAAGUUGCCAAUCUGGAUUCUCAAGGCCUGAUCGAACGAAGGCUCGAGAGUCCUGCAUUAAAGGACACUGUCAACAUUGUUGAUGGAGGAUACACUAUCGUCAGGUUUAAGGCCGAUAACCCAGGCUACUGGUUAAUGCACUGCCACUUGAUCCUCCACUCCGAGGCGGGAAUGGUUGCUAUCCUGCACGUGGGCGAACAGUCGGAUCUACCUCCAGUUCCAGAAGGAUUCCCGACCUGCAAAAAGUUUAUGACAGAAAUCUAGUUAAAACGAACACUUUAUAUGCUAUAUUUUUUGCUAAUGAGCUCUCAGUGCUAAACAACUCGUCUAUGACAUUACUAUCUUUGUGUAACUCUGCACCAGAUUAAAAGAGAAGCUUUGAGAAUUUUACAA
This is a messenger RNA of Macrobrachium nipponense, 2123 nucleotides long. RefSeq lists its product as uncharacterized. The record is from RefSeq and is a predicted model, not a curated record. NCBI's taxonomy places the organism in Eukaryota, Metazoa, Arthropoda, Malacostraca, Decapoda, Palaemonidae. Bases 159 to 1994 code for a protein of 611 amino acids. The transcript is spliced from 12 exons. Gene Ontology annotation, molecular function: copper ion binding; oxidoreductase activity.